AUGGCCAAACGCACGUGUCUGGUGCUCCGUGCGCUACUGUGCCUGUGCGUGGCCACGCUGUUAACCCCAAUCGAUGGGUCCCAGGACAUCUUCUCCAUUCUGAAGCCGGGCAGUCCACUGGGGUCGGUCGGGCGGAAAAAACUUUUCGUCACACGAGUCGGCCAGUGUGUGGGGAAGAAAAAUCUGCCCGUGUACGUACCGGAUAUGCGCAUUACGGCACACAAUCGCACCAACUACGUUGUCAGCGGUGAGGUACAGUUCCGGGAGAACAUACCAGCGUAUCGGCUGUCGGUGGCUGUCAAGCAGUGUGAUGAUAUACGGACCACGGUCAAUUGCCGGCCAUUUCUGAGCAACAUCGUCAACACGGACGGCUGUGCGCUGCUGCAAGCAUCUGGUACGAUGUAUAACGAAUAUCUGCAAAACUUCCAACCGCCGCUCAAAUGCCCUUUUUUCAACGGGACGUACGUGAUGGGUAGAACGCUGGUAGAUGACGGUUUGGUCAAAUAUUUACCAGGCUCGGGAAGCACGUUUUGGGAGGUGCGAAUGACGGGUCGCGUAAAGGAACGGUUAAUGUUCUGCAUCGUAAUGCAGCUGAAUGUGAGACCGAAAAAAGCCAAUAACCGAAACGGAGCAGGAUAA
Messenger RNA from Anopheles moucheti, 639 nucleotides. RefSeq lists its product as uncharacterized. The transcript has 2 exons. The coding region runs from base 1 to 639 and encodes 212 amino acids. NCBI's taxonomy places the organism in Eukaryota, Metazoa, Arthropoda, Insecta, Diptera, Culicidae. The record is from RefSeq and is a predicted model, not a curated record.